AUGGGGAACAAUGACAGAAGAUGCAAAAUGGAACGCCAAUCUUCUGGCAUGGCAUUGGAUGCCCAGAGUAACCCAAAGAGAGAACAGCUUAACAUCAGAGUCCCACCAGAACACACUUUAAACCUACAGAUGACGCUCAUAGAAACCGCAGAUAAGGAGACAGAGCUCUUUCCCCACGGAGGCCUAUGGAAAGCAGUGUGUGUAGAGAGUGAAAUCAGGGGUGAUGUAACUAUAGGACCCAGGACAGUGAUCCACCCUAAAGCACAAAUCAUUGCGGAAGCCGGGCCCAUAGUGAUUGGCGAAGGUAACGUAAUAGAAGAACAGGCGCUCAUCACAAAUGCUCACUCUGAUGCAGCAGAUUCAGAGCCCAAACCUAUGAUCAUUGGCACAAAUAAUGUGUUUGAAGUUGGCUGUUAUUCCCAAGCCAUGAAAAUAGGAGAUAAUAGUAUUAUUGAAUCAAAUGCGUAUGUAGGCAGAAACGUAAUAUUGACAAGUGGUUGCAUCAUUGGGGCCUGUUGCAACCUGAACACAUUUGAAGUCAUCCCUGAGAACACAGUGAUUUAUGGUGCAGGCUGUCUUCAUCGGGUACAGACUGAGCACCCACAGCCCCAGACACUACAACUGGAUUUCCUGUUGAAAAUCUUGCCAAACUACUAUCACCUAAAGAAGACUAUGAAAGGAAGCUCAACUCCAGUUAAGAACUAAGAACAAUAUAUGUCAUCAAGGUAACAUUUGUCUUUGACCACUGUCUUCUGAAAAAUCCACACUGUUUAUGCACUCUU
Lagenorhynchus albirostris (white-beaked dolphin) is the source of this 782-nucleotide messenger RNA. Its product is annotated as dynactin subunit 6-like. The transcript is spliced from 3 exons. Gene Ontology annotation, molecular function: dynein complex binding. Gene Ontology annotation, biological process: mitotic spindle organization. Gene Ontology annotation, cellular component: dynactin complex. NCBI's taxonomy places the organism in Eukaryota, Metazoa, Chordata, Mammalia, Artiodactyla, Delphinidae. The record is from RefSeq and is a predicted model, not a curated record. The coding region runs from base 1 to 705 and encodes 234 amino acids.